This is a messenger RNA of Anopheles coustani, 1126 nucleotides long. RefSeq names its product NPC intracellular cholesterol transporter 2 homolog a-like. Gene Ontology annotation, molecular function: sterol binding. Gene Ontology annotation, biological process: intracellular cholesterol transport. The record is from RefSeq and is a predicted model, not a curated record. NCBI's taxonomy places the organism in Eukaryota, Metazoa, Arthropoda, Insecta, Diptera, Culicidae. The coding region runs from base 268 to 732 and encodes 154 amino acids. The transcript has 4 exons.
CCGUUCAGUUUGUUGCUGGAGCUCCAACAGAUUGGACGAGAGAAAAACACGCCUGAAGCAGUCCGCUUAUCGCCUACUUUGAUAAUACCGCCUGCUACGAUCUUCCCAAACGUAAGAGAAUACGGGUUUUUGGUUGUUUUGUGAUAACAUUCCGGCCAGAGCAAGAACGUGCUUCAGUUUGGUGAAACUAUCGGUGCAUUAUCAGUAAAAGUGAUCGGUGUGUGAUCUUUCGUCCAAAAACAGUACACGCUCAACUAUUUAAACAUCAUGAGCUUCCAAAAGGCAGCGCUAAUCUUGGCAACCGUGUUCCUCGUGCUGGUGUCAUCGUCCAGGGCAGCUGAUUUUGCAAAUUGCGCAAACGAAACGGCCAUCGGAGAGUUCAGCAAGGUGGAAGUGUCGAACUGUGGUGAUGACCAGGCGUCGUGUGUAUUAAAACGCAAUUCUAAUGCUACCAUCUCCAUCACCUUCACCAGCAACGAGGAUCUUUCGGAACUGAAGGCCGUAGUGCAUGGAAUUAUUCUUGGCAUGGAGGUACCAUUCCCCCUUCCGAACGCUGAUGGUUGCAAUGACAGUGGACUAAACUGCCCAUUGACUAAGGAUACGUCGUACCGUUACUCUACUACGCUACCCGUUUUGAAGCAAUACCCGAAGGUUUCCGUGGAAGUAAAAUGGGAGCUAAAGUCGGGUGACAAGGAUGUGGUCUGUGUGCUUAUUCCAGCUAAAAUCCAGUAAAACGAAAUGAGGAUGGAAGCAUCGUUUAUCCCCAUUGCGUUGAUAAGUUUCCUACCAACAAGUUGCCUUAUUUCCCAUCGCUGUGCCAAACAAAAAUUAAACCACAUAUUGACGCAUCGCUGCCGGCGUACUAUGACCUCAAUAAAGAACAGCUGUAGUAAGGCGACAUACUCCCGCCAAUCGAGGGAAAAUCCACGCUACACCAACCGGAUGAAGCAUGAUUCUCGCGGUCCAUCUUGCCAGUUUCUUUCCGAUUCUUUUGUUGCUGGACGCUUCGCCGUGCCUCACCAUUGUUAGUGUAAGCGAAGCCUUUUUUUUUCUCUCAACGUCCGUUAAUUAGAUUGUAAUUGAAAGCAUAGUCAAUCCAAUAAAACCAACUCGUUUUACACGUUGA